GCGAAUAGAGUUCUAACAGUUAUCAAAAUGAACAGGAUUUUUAACUUUUUAGUCAUCAGUGUGAUGAUCGGUGUCUUUGGUCAGGAGGAACCACUUCGGAAAUAUACCGAGGAACUGCAACAACAUACACAACGAUGCGCAACAGAGAACAAGAUUUCGAAUAACAUCAAGCUACAAUUUAUGAAUAAUUCUCCCGACGGAUUGAUCCAGAAAAGCCGUCGGUUUUCGUGCUUCCUUGGCUGCGUUUAUCAAGCUAUGGAAUUUGUGUCUCCCGAUGGCCAACUCUUGAUGAAUAAUAUUUUUGAAAAAUUGAAUAACGUUUAUACAAUGGAGUGGGUCGAUUAUAUUUUCGAUUGGUGUGGACGCAUCGCGGAAAAAGAUUUGUGCGAAAGAUCUUAUAGUCUGUACUCUUGCUUUGACCAUUUAACCGCAGACACCAGAUACCCAGACUGAUCAGAGGCGGUUGAGCUCAUACAACUACAAUUUGCCCAGAAUCAUACGCCAUCUGACGGGGCAUCGUGAAACCAUUGUGCUUCAUCAAGAAAAAAAAAUAUACUUGAUAACUUACAAGCCAAA
Messenger RNA from Uranotaenia lowii, 576 nucleotides. RefSeq lists its product as uncharacterized. Gene Ontology annotation, molecular function: odorant binding. The coding region runs from base 28 to 453 and encodes 141 amino acids. The record is from RefSeq and is a predicted model, not a curated record. The transcript has 2 exons. NCBI's taxonomy places the organism in Eukaryota, Metazoa, Arthropoda, Insecta, Diptera, Culicidae.